Molecule: messenger RNA, 4557 nt
Organism: Cladocopium goreaui
Lineage: Eukaryota; Dinophyceae; Suessiales; Symbiodiniaceae
Source: the annotation of a GenBank genome assembly
AUGACAGGAUUGUUUGCGAACAACUUGUGGUUCAAUGAAGACAUUCGAGCGUGGAACACCUCUGCGGUGGUCGACAUGGCACAUAUGUUCUCAGGUGCCAGGGCCUUCAACCAGCCACUCGGUUCCUGGGACACUUCUGCAGUGACCACCAUGCAGAGCAGCGGCUAUCAAAAAGAGAGCGCCUCCCGGCCAAUUACUUCUUGUAGUUUGCCACGGCAGUCGCGGGCCUUAGCAGGUGCGAAGCUCUCUCAGUUUCAAUGCAGCAUGGCAUGCGUUUGUCGUGCUGACGCUGCGUCUAUGGAUGUGACCAAACCAGAGUUGCGAUGCCUCCUUGCGGGCGGACACAGCCGUGACCUUGGGAAACCAGUUGCGGUCAGGGAAGUCAGAUACAGCAAGCCCCAGAGUGGAGCGAAAGCUUCAAAUCAUGGUGCCAAUCGCUGGGGAAAACAGACCAACCCCAACCGAGGCUGCAGCCAUCAAGAUAUCACUGGUUUUGUGCCCAGCGAAUGGAAUGCCCAACCAAAGUUCCUAUCCGUGCAUGAGAUCAUUUCUCAGAUAAAAGCAGGAAUAGCCUUGCAAGCCAACAUCACCGAAGUUUACACCAAAGAACAGUGUGCGAACCUGCGCACCCUUUGGCAUAGCUAUGGGUGCAAGGGCUCUUUGACCAUGCUGCUCACCAAGGAUGCCAAAGACACCCUGGGGGCCACGGUCCAUCAACAAGACUUGCUCACAGGCUGGCUGAUUUUGCCAACAGAACAGGCUAAGGGCCAAGCGGCCAACUACCUCCUCCGAGGGGCUCCAAAGAUGUGGCAGACUGAAGAGAUCGAAGAUUUUCUCAAUCAACAGAAAUGGAAAGCCGUGCAACGCAUUUCCAAAGUGAGAUAUCGAAACGAAUGGCGUUUUCAUGCCCAGCCACCUUCAGCUAUGCAGGAAAAUUACCAUUACGAUUUGGCAGAAGGCUACAUGUCAUGCAUCCCAGCUCCUGUCAGACAACACCAGCCAACCUGGCAACAACCUGUCAGAAACACAUGGCGAGGAAAUGAGCUGGGGAAAAUUGGAAAUGAAGCCAACAAUCCUGGCGAUACCGGUGACGUCAUGGCAACUGCUCUGGAUCAGGACUCCAGUCAAGCUUCACAAAAAGAGGCUGGUAGGGAAAGAAGUCGGAGCCCAGUUCGCUCCAAGCAGCGGCAGGCUGUUGCAGAUGACCCAGAUUUGAUCCCAACAGACAUCGCGGAAUGUUUCAAAAAUGGCUGGGAAAGUCAAGAUGUUGGUGGCAAUGGAGAUUGUUUUUAUCGAAGUAUUGCUGCUUGUCAACACUGGCAAAAGCAUCAUAAGUUGAUCACUGCUGAAACUGCUGCCCUCUGCAGGGCAGAGCUUCGUGCGUCAGCUGUUUUGCACGCCCAGAAGCAUAGUAGCAGGCUCUCUAGCUGGUUUGCGCCAGAUUCCAAAGAAACCCCCGCUGAAAGGGGGUGCAAUCCGCAGGCAACGAACAUCAGUGAAUGGUGUGAACUGCAGAUGAAACAGGAAGUCUGGGCAGAUGGCCUUAGCAUCCAGUGCCUGGCUGAGACCUUGGGACUUGUCAUUGUGAUUUUCAAACAAUCAGAGGAUAGAUGGGACAGAUUCACAUUCGCACCUGGCUUUAAGCAGGAUGUUGCAAUGAGCAGACGCAAUGGACUCAUGAUGUCCAUUCGCAGUCUUGCAUGUCGCAUGCUCCUGACCGGAGACACAACGCUUCGAAGAGGACGACAUUCUGAGCCACUUGUGCAAGCUAGGGAUACUGCUCGUGCCAAACGAAACACCAGAGAUCGCCUAGGGCCCAAGUUCAAAGCCAUCGCCAGCAUCCAAGCAAAACAGGCCAUUUUGGCCAAAGCCAACAAGCAAGCCGCAGCGGCAAAGCUGUGCACGGUCAAAGAGCAGAGAGCACAAAGGGCGGAAGCAAACAGAUUGCAGAGACAAGAUAGAGAGCGAGUCAGCCGCAUCAGCUCCGAGCCAGGGCAGCUGAUCCACGCUGUGCUGCACGGGGGGCAACGGGACAUCAACGUCCUCUGUAUUUACCGGCACCACAGUGAUGCCGAUUUUGCCAUUUUGCAUGAAGCUGCGCUGAUUGUUAGCCGCCUAGGUGUUCUGUUGCUCGACAUGACCGGAGUGUUCACCCAAUUGAUGCAAUUUGGUCUUCGGGAGGGCUUCAAGCCUCCAGUGCCUCCGAAAUUCCAGGUGAUGGAGACCACACCAUCGCACAGAGAUGACUUCCCUGAUCCAUUACCCACACCUAAUCUUCCGCCCAUCACAGGAGAGGACACGCUCAGGGCAGCUCGCCAAAUGCACAGAAAAGCAGCUGGCUUGGAUGGAAUUUGCCCUUCCUGGUUAGCAUUGCUGCCGUGCGAGGCACAUAGGCGGCUUGCAGAGAUGAUGGAUGCCUUUGAGCAACAGGGGGCGUGGCCGGAAGCCACUUGUUACUGGAAGAUCGCAGCCCUGCCAAAGAAAAGGCAUGGCACUUUGCCUUCAUUGGGUGAAGUCAGACCAAUCGCAAUCGGCUCAGCCAUCUAUCGUAUUUGGGGCAGAAUCAGAUUGGGCCAUCUGGCUCCCAUUCUAGCUCAAUAUCUGGAUCGGAACCAGUCGGGGGGCAUCGGCGGAGAGGACGUCUCCUCCCUUCUAUUGACUUUGGACAUCGAUCUUGAUCCCACAAAAUUUCCGUGCCUCAUGGCACUAGAUUUUACCAAGGCAUUUGACUCUUGCGAUUACACUUUGGCUCUGGCCGUCAUGUCCCGGCUUGGCCUUCCUGCCCGUGUGGUCAAUCUUUUGGGAGCACAAUGGCGGCGACAGAAACGUUGGAUGUCUUUUGCAGGGGUGUGUGCGCGGCUCCCUAUCCAAAAUUGUUUGGCAUUACCCCAAGGAGAUCCCUGGUCUCCCAUAGCAAUGUCACUGGUUCUCAUGCUUGCGAAGCGGCACCAAGAGAGGUUGGUUCCGGAGUCCAGAUGCUUGCUGUACCUCGAUGAUCGCACGCUUGUUGCUCCCACUCCCGGCAUCCUGGCCGCAGCUCUUAAUGCUUGGAAUGUGCUCCAUGCCCACACUCGACUCCGCACUAAUUCCAGCAAAACCCAAGUGCUGGGGCGAAAUUGGAAGGGGUAUCUGGCGUUGCAGGCGGCUAAUCUGUCGCCGACUGCCACGGCUGAAGUGCUGGGUGUCACCAUUGGCAUCGCGCCCAGAGCUCAAUCCAAUGCUGAACUGUCCCGUGCCAAAAAAUGCACAACGAUUGCACAGCGUAUUAGUGUUUUGCCGGUAUCCCAAAACUUCCGGGCCGGCCUCGCGGCCCUUACUCUUGCUUCCAAGAGGGUCAAAGGGUGGCUGGCAUCUGACCGCAAUGAUGCCAAGCUGGCCCGGGCAAACAAUUUGGCUAUUUCUGAUAACCUAAUCACUAAGCUUCACCGGGCGGCCACAGAUCUGUCCGCGCAUGAGAUUGGUAUCAUGUCCGGUGCUUUGAAAACGGACGCGAAAGCGUCGUCACCACCUAUGUUUUGCCAUGAAUGUAAGAAACAUCAGUGUCCUGACACUUUCCAUGUGCUUUGGCAGUGUAGCCACUGGGACCACCUGAGACGUGUCCCUCCCAGCAGAUGUCCUUUGGUUAACAGAUUAGGCUGGGGUCCUGAAGGGGUCGACCUUGUUCGUGUGAAACAAUGCGCGCAUAUCCGGGAGCAAUUGUGCAAAGUCCAAGCCGGACGCAACUACUCCCGUCCCGAGCCUUUGGACAUGGGCCAGAACAAUUUGGAUCCUCACAUUGCUCGUGGGGAGGGCGAAUGCCCUGAAGGUUCAACUCCUUCCGCAGACCGAACCACGUGUGAAGAUUGUCCGAUGAUGCACUACUCUGUCAGUGGCAUGGACGAGUGCGUGCCCUGCAACUUGCCGUUGGCUUUGGUGGACAACCGCUGCGUUUGGUGGCACUUGCCGCUCUUGGCGCUUGGCUUAGGAGCCUUGGGAGUUUGUGGUGGCUUGGUCUUUUCAUGGAAUCGCUCCAGAAAAGCCAAGAAGAUCGAACGAAUCCUGGAGGAAGUCUACAUGGUGGAGUUCAUCAUGCCAAGGGAUGCGUCAGAUCUUAUGCAGCGGCAGAUCGCACAGGGCUCCGACGGCAUUGAUGAGGUGAUCAAAUCUCUCAGCCAGGUCAACUCUGAAGAAGCCAAAGCCUGGAAGAUGGAGGAUGAGAUCAGAGUGAAAUCCUUGAUACAGGAUAGUGUUGGCUUCAAGCAUGUGGAUGUGCACGUGACGAAUGUUAUGAUCACAUGGAUUGGAAGUGUCCUGGAACAAACAUGCCGAGAGCUGGUGACCAGCGAAGCAGGCGGAUUUCUCUGUGAUGGUUAUAAGGAGUACCCUCCUGGCCUUUGUGAAGCGCUGGCACGUUCGGCUUUCCAGAGCAUUCGCCUUCGCAUCCAGCGAUCAGGGGUCAAAUCUGUACAGUGGCAAGACUUUGAUGCCACCGCCCAUUCGUGGGCCCAGGCGCUGGCAUGUCAAAGCACCAUUUCUUUUUCAUCCUCAUUCCUUCCGGACUACCAACCCCAACUGUAA